Acanthosepion pharaonis is the source of this 456-nucleotide messenger RNA. The record is from the annotation of a GenBank genome assembly. Lineage: Eukaryota; Metazoa; Mollusca; Cephalopoda; Sepiida; Sepiidae.
AUGAACGAAUCCGUUUUUUUGUCUCUAGCAUUGUGUAACCCCCGUUUCUACCGAUUUAUUUGUGAUUCUUUUUUCUUCUUUUCUCUAUCUCUAUCUUUUACUCUCUCUCUCUCUCUCUCUCUCACACCCUCACCUUCUCUGCUUUAUUCUUUCUUCUUCAUCAUGAUCAUCAUCAUGAUCAUCCCCAUCCUCCUCCUCAUCAUCAUUUCUCUUAUUUAUUUUUUAUGCAUUUUUACACGUCUUAUUUCUCCCUCAUUGUUUCUUUUCAUCUUUCGCUUUUUACUUUUCUUCUUUAUUACAAUGUUUUUUUUUAAUAAUUUUAAAUACGUUUAUUUCUUUCCUUCGCAGUCGUUUUACCAUAUUUCUUCUUGUUUGAUCUUCCACUUAUUUAUUUAUUACUUCUUCUUACCACAAUGCAUUCUUUUUCUACAUCAAUUUCCCUCUGUUUUUCGUUAA